Pestalotiopsis fici W106-1 is the source of this 1842-nucleotide messenger RNA. RefSeq lists its product as uncharacterized. The coding region runs from base 1 to 1842 and encodes 613 amino acids. The transcript has 3 exons. The record is from RefSeq and is a predicted model, not a curated record. Lineage: Eukaryota; Fungi; Ascomycota; Sordariomycetes; Amphisphaeriales; Sporocadaceae.
AUGCUCACCGCAUUGCUGUUCUCGUUCCUAUGGGCAAGUCCGGCGCUCGCUGGAGUGGACAACCCAACUCCCGCCAACUUUCUUAGACGCCCAUAUGCCAAUGCAGUGGUGCUGGGAGACUAUGUCUACAUUGAUGGUGGCGAGCUUGCGCAGCUAGAAGAUGGGGAAUACAACGGAGACCACCCUUCGUAUCCAGUCAACACAACCUUGUCCUUGCCUUUGAAUGAAGCAUGGACCAAUGAUUCAGUUUCAUUGCGGUCCAUUGAAAAGGCUGCACCGCCACAAGACCAGCAAGUAUUGUGGUCGGAUCCUGCCAACUCUGCCUUCUACACAUGGGGUGGAAUGUCUGCCUGGUUUGGCGCGGCCGUGGAGAACGAGAUCUGGAAGUUCACGGCUGAUGGCUCGGGCGGUGGCGAGUGGUCAGAGGUGUCGGUCUCCAAUGUGGUGGCCUGGUCCAACUCGAUACGAACAGUAGGCUCGGCCUACACGACCGUCAACGGCAUCGGCUACUCAGUUGGAGGAACCGCGACCAAGUAUGUGGAUACGAGCAUCACGGGCGACAGUCUCGCCGUGCAAGGUCUCGUCACCUUUGAUAUGGGGGAAAGCCAGUGGAAGAAUGCGAGCUCCGCCGGAUUGGGUGCCAAUGGCACGACCUUCAACGGACGCCUCGAGUAUGUCCCCUUUGGACCAAGUGGUUUCCUGAUCCUCCUCGGUGGUUCGGUAGCCCCCGUCGGCGCGCUUCUCGAAUACGAGCAAUUGGAAUGGAACAAUAUUUGGAUUAUGAACUUGGAAGACAACACUUGGCACAACCAAGCUGUAACGGGAACGAAACCAACUAAGCGGGAAGGUCACUGUACUGUUGGCGUUCAGGGGCCCAACGGAACCUACGAGAUCUUUAUUCACGGAGGCUCCUCGGACCAGACACAGACCACAUCCCCCGAUGUCUACGUCCUCUCGCUACCAGGGUUCGUCAUGUUCAAGUCGCCAAAUCCAGGUACGCCUCGAUCAAACCUGGCCUGUGUGACCGUGGGCCGCAACGACAGCGCCACGACAAACCGCCAGAUGCUCGUAGUCGGCGGCGGCAACAGUUGGCUCGGAUUUCCAAACUCGCUGGUGGACCCAGAUCCCUGGGCUCAGGGCUUAGGAAUCUUUGACUUGACCGACAUGUCCUGGAGCGACUCGUAUGACCCCGAUGCUGCCGCAUAUGACAGUCCCGAUGUUGUCAAGACGUGGUACGAUCAGGGAGGAUUGGACGCGGUGGACUGGGACAGCGACGAGCUCAAGACGUUAUUUGUGGGAGGGACCAACUCGUCCAGCACCAAUGGAAACGGGACAGCCUCGGACGGCACAUCGUCUUCAGGGGCGAGCACAGACUCGGGCAACUCCGACACGGGAGCCAGCUCUGGAUCGAAAACUGGAGUCAUAGUAGGCAGCGUGGUCGGUGGUGUAGCCGGGCUGGCCAUCAUUGCGCUGGCCUGCUGGUUUUUCAUCCGAAGACGCAAACACAUCUACGCACCUGCCAAGGAGCUCGAUGGAAAUGCUGGUGUGCAGCAGACGGGGGCAGUAUAUUCACAGCCGCCGGGAUACUACCAGACUGGGCAGGAGUUUGAGUACAAGGAGAUGCCGGCGAAUCAGGCGCCGCAGGAGCUUGAUAGUCAGCAUACCACUUCCUACGCGCCCGACACGCAGUUUGCAGGCCCCGGAGCGUAUCAGCAGCCCGGCCUGCCGCAUCACUCGGGACAGAUGCACUACACUGAUCCACAUGCUGGUCAGAUUUACGAGGCGGGCUCUGGAUAUAAUCAGCACCAGGAUUACGAGGUGGGAUAUUCUGGGCAUCAUUAA